AUGGCACAGAGUCAUUUCCAAACACAUCCAAGCGCUUACACAGGACUGAAGCCGUAUUGCUGCAGUGAGUGCGGGAAGAGUUUUGCUCUAAACACUAGUCUCCGCCGACACCAGCAAGUUCAUGGGGCGGUGAAGCCGUAUCGAUGCUCAGAGUGUGGAGAAGGUUUCACACAACAGACUAACCUCAAAGCCCACCAGCGCAUUCACACAGGAGAGAAACCGUACCACUGCUUAGUGUGUGGGAAGAGCUUCAGUAGACAGGAUUGUCUCCGGAAACACCAGUGCGUUCACACAGGAGAGAAACCAUAUCACUGCUCAGAGUGCGGGAAGUGUUUUACUCAAGUGGGUUCUCUCCAAACACACCGGCUCAUUCACACUGGAGAGAAACCGUAUCCCUGCUCAGAGUGUGGAAAGAGUUUUAGAAAACAGAGUACUCUCCAAACCCACCAGCGCAGUCACAUAGAACUGAAGCCUUAUCAUUGCUCACAAUGUGGGAAAAGUUUUACUCUAAAAAAUAGUCUCCACGUACACCAGCGCAUUCACACAGGAGAGAAACCAUUUUACUGCUUAGAGUGUGGGAAAAGUUUUAAUCAGCUAGGUACUCUCCAAACGCAUCGCCGCAUUCACACAGGGCAGAAACCGUAUUACUGUACAUUGUGUGAGAAGAGUUUUAGUAGGGAGAGUACUCUCAAACGACACCAGCUUAUUCAUACUGGAGAGAAACCGUAUCACUGCUCAGAGUGUGGAAAGAGUUUUACUCAGCGGACUAGUCUCCAAAUUCACCAGCGCAUUCACACAGGAUUGAAGCCAUAUCACUGCACAGUAUGUGGCAAGAGUUUUACCCUAAAGAUUAAUCUCCACAGACACCAGCACAUUCACACAGGAGAGAAACCGUAUCGCUGCUCAAAGUGUGAAAGGAGUUUCCAAAACAGAAAUACUCUCAUAAAACACCAGCGCAUUCACACAGGAGAGAAACCGUACCACUGCUCAGAGUGUGGAAAGAGCUUUACUCAAGUGGGUUCUCUCCAAACACACCGGCGCAUUCACACUGGAGAGAAACCGUAUCUCUGCUCAGAGUGUGGAAAGAGUUUUAGAGAACCAAGUAAUCUCCGAACACACCAGCGCAGUCACACAGGACUGAAGCCUUAUCGUUGCUCAGAGUGUGGGAAGAGUUUUGCUUUAAAGAAUAGUCUCCACGUACACCAGCGCAUUCACACAGGAGAGAAACCCUUUCACUGCUCAGAGUGUGGGAAGAGUUUUAAUCAACUAGGUACUCUCCAAACGCACCAGCGCAUUCACACAGGCCAGAAACCGUAUUACUGUACAUUGUGUGAGAAGAGUUUUAGUACGGAGAGUACUCUCAAGCGACACCAGCGCAUUCACACAGGAGAGAAACCGUAUCACUGCUCAGAGUGUGGGAAGAGUUUUAAUCAACGGACUAGUCUCCAGAUUCACUGCGCAUUCACACAGGAUUGA
This is a messenger RNA of Colossoma macropomum (tambaqui), 1476 nucleotides long. Its product is annotated as zinc finger protein 665-like. Gene Ontology annotation, biological process: regulation of transcription by RNA polymerase II. Gene Ontology annotation, molecular function: RNA polymerase II cis-regulatory region sequence-specific DNA binding; DNA-binding transcription factor activity, RNA polymerase II-specific. The coding region runs from base 1 to 1476 and encodes 491 amino acids. The transcript has 2 exons. The record is from RefSeq and is a predicted model, not a curated record. Lineage: Eukaryota; Metazoa; Chordata; Actinopteri; Characiformes; Serrasalmidae.